Molecule: messenger RNA, 5451 nt
Organism: Megalops cyprinoides (Indo-Pacific tarpon)
Lineage: Eukaryota; Metazoa; Chordata; Actinopteri; Elopiformes; Megalopidae
Product: plasma membrane calcium-transporting ATPase 3
Exons: 21
Coding region: 919-4497 (1192 amino acids)
Biological process (GO): regulation of cytosolic calcium ion concentration; calcium ion transmembrane transport
Cellular component (GO): membrane; intracellular membrane-bounded organelle
Molecular function (GO): P-type calcium transporter activity; ATP binding; ATP hydrolysis activity
Source: RefSeq, a predicted model, not a curated record
CCCCAGCACAAAGCUGCGCGCUCGGAUGCUGCGCUCACCGUACCACCGCGCACAGCAAACGAGGGGUCUCAAACAUGUAGAGCCAACAUCGUGCAUCCGGCAAUGCUGCGGCGCCUUCCACCUAUUUAUUAACAGCAAAAGGCACCCACUGUAAUAGUAACAUCUAAAGCCUUUUCGAAUGACAAAUCAAUUUACUAAUUGAGGCAGGAAUUUUAAUAUUGUCUCUCCAUCACUGUUUUCCUCUGCAUAUGCUAAACUCGGCACAGGCAAUUGCACUAUUUUAGGGACCUGCGUUUUAUCAACUGCUAAAAACAGAUAUCGUUUCGAGGUCUUUUCAACGCUGGAUCAUUAAACUACAACAACUACUGUUGUUUAUUUUCCUCCGAUUCGAAAAGAUAAAUACUGGAUUUUUUCUUGCCUCCCUGAUAACGUCCUUGGACCAUGGCCUGGUUCCAGGUAGCUGUGACACCCAGUUGUUCUAAACCCUGACCCCUGACCUCUGAUCCCUUCCUCCCCUGACUUGUUAGCCCUCCUAUCCCUCAUUCCAAGUAUUUGGAUGCCAGCUGCUGUCAAUUUCUCGACACCCCCCCCCUCCUCUUCCCAAAUAUCAAUGGAUGGGGACCACCCCCACACUUCUGUUUGAUGAACCACCUGUGGGGGGGGGAAAGAGAAAGAAGAGACGGACUAACGGGGAAAAGAGACAGGACAAACACUGGAGGAAAAAAAUUGCCAAGAACAUAAAGAGGACAGGAGUGGGAGAAGAGAAAUAAAAUAAAAAUCAAUUAGAAAAAUAUUCUGCCCCCCUCCCCUAACCCGCCCAAGAAAUAAUGUAAAAAAAGAAUCAUUCAAAGAAAGCAAACUUUAAAAAACGGAACUGAGAGAGAAGAGAGCAGAACAUUUUUGUCUUUUCACGUAGUCAUGGGGGAUUUAACCAACAGUGCAGUGGAAUUCUGCCCCAAGAGCCAGCGAGGCAGCGGAGCGGUCAGUGGAGGCACGGAGCCCAAUCAUGGAGCUGCUUUUGGAGCCACCCUGGAGGAGCUGCGGGGGCUAAUGGAGCUGAGGGGAGCGGAGGCUCUGCAGAAGAUCCAGGAUGCUUACACUGACACAGAGGGGCUGUGUCGCACACUCAGGACCUCCCCCACUGAGGGUUUAUCAGACAACCCAGCAGACCUUGAGAAGCGCCGGCAGGUGUUUGGACAGAACUUCAUCCCUCCGAAGAAGCCCAAGACCUUCCUGCAGCUGGUAUGGGAGGCCCUGCAGGAUGUCACACUCAUUAUCCUGGAGACUGCAGCCAUGAUCUCCCUUGCCCUGUCCUUCUACCAGCCCCCGGGGGCAGAGAGCGAAGUGUGCGGGAACGUGUCUGCGGGUGCAGAAGAUGAGGGUGAGUCAGAGGCUGGUUGGAUUGAAGGUGCAGCCAUCCUGCUGUCAGUCAUUUGUGUGGUGCUGGUAACAGCCUUCAAUGACUGGAGCAAAGAGAAACAGUUCCGCGGGCUGCAGAGCCGCAUUGAGCAGGAGCAACGCUUCGCAGUGGUUCGCAAUGGCAACGUCAUCCAGAUCCCUGUGGCGGAGAUGGUGGUGGGCGAUGUGGCGCAAGUCAAAUACGGCGACCUCCUGCCAGCAGAUGGGAUCCUGAUCCAAGGCAACGACCUGAAGAUUGAUGAGAGCUCACUGACCGGAGAGUCUGACCACGUACGCAAGUCUGCGGACAAAGACCCCAUGCUGCUGUCCGGCACUCAUGUGAUGGAGGGCUCUGGCAGAAUGGUGGUCACUGCUGUAGGAGUAAACUCUCAAACUGGGAUCAUCUUCACUCUGCUAGGAGCAGGAGAGGGGGAGGAGGAGAAGGAGAAGAAAGGGAAGCAGCAGGAUGGAUCAGUGGAAAGCACCCAGAAUAAAGCUAAGAAGCAAGAUGGGGCUGUUGCCAUGGAGAUGCAGCCACUUAAGAGUGCAGAAGGCGGGGAGGUUGAGGAGAAAGAGAAGAAGAAAGCCAAUGUGCCAAAAAAGGAGAAGUCAGUCCUUCAAGGGAAACUAACCAAACUGGCAGUGCAGAUUGGGAAAGCAGGUCUGGUGAUGUCAGCCAUCACAGUGAUUAUCCUAGUGCUGUACUUUGUGAUCGAGACCUUUGUAAUUGAGGGGCGGGUGUGGCUGGCAGAGUGCACACCUGUGUACGUGCAGUACUUCGUCAAGUUCUUCAUCAUUGGAGUCACCGUUCUGGUGGUGGCUGUGCCUGAGGGCCUUCCUUUGGCUGUCACCAUAUCCCUGGCCUACUCUGUAAAGAAAAUGAUGAGGGACAAUAACCUUGUCCGUCACUUAGAUGCCUGCGAGACAAUGGGAAAUGCGACAGCCAUCUGCUCUGACAAGACAGGAACGCUGACCACUAACCGCAUGACUGUGGUCCAGGCCUACCUGGGUGACCAGCACUUCCAUGAGAUCCCUGACCCCAGCCAAGUCAACCCCAGGACCCUGGAGCUGCUGGUUAGCGCUAUUGCAGUUAACAGCGCCUACACGUCCAAGAUCAUGCCCCCAGAGAAGGAGGGGGGGCUGCCCAAACAAGUGGGCAAUAAGACAGAGUGUGCCCUUCUUGGGUUUGUCCUGGACCUGGGGAGAGACUAUGCCCCUGUGAGAGAGCAAGUUCCAGAGGAGAAGCUGUAUAAGGUCUACACCUUCAACUCAGUCCGCAAGUCCAUGAGCACUGUGCUGCAGCUACCUGAUCGCUCCUUUCGACUUUACAGCAAGGGAGCCUCUGAAAUACUGCUCAAGAAGUGUACCUCCAUCUUGGCUGCAGGGGGUGAACCACGUAGUUUCCGUCCCCGGGACCGGGAGGAGAUGGUAAAAAAGGUGAUUGAGCCCAUGGCUUGUGAUGGCCUGCGGACUAUUUGUAUCGCCUACCGGGACCUGCCUGCCAACCCUGAGCCUGACUGGGAUAACGAGGCGGACAUUGUCACUGACCUUAUCUGCAUCACCGUGGUUGGCAUUGAGGAUCCUGUCCGGCCUGAGGUUCCAGAUGCCAUCCGGAAAUGCCAGCGGGCAGGAAUCACUGUGCGCAUGGUGACGGGUGACAACAUCAACACAGCGCGUGCUAUCGCUGCUAAGUGUGGCAUCAUACAGCCGGGAGAUGACUUCCUUUGCCUGGAGGGCAAGGAUUUCAACCGACGAAUCAGGAAUGAGAAAGGAGAGAUUGAGCAGGAGCGGAUUGAUAAAAUCUGGCCAAAACUGCGAGUCCUGGCCCGAUCCUCUCCUACAGACAAACACACCCUUGUAAAAGGCAUCAUUGACAGCACCAUUGUGGAGCAACGGCAGGUGGUGGCUGUGACAGGGGAUGGAACCAAUGAUGGACCAGCUCUUAAGAAGGCGGAUGUGGGCUUUGCCAUGGGCAUAGCAGGCACUGAUGUGGCAAAGGAGGCCUCUGACAUCAUCCUGACAGAUGAUAAUUUCUCCAGCAUUGUGAAGGCGGUGAUGUGGGGGAGGAACGUAUAUGACAGCAUCUCCAAGUUCCUGCAGUUCCAGCUCACAGUCAACGUGGUGGCCGUCAUAGUGGCAUUUACCGGAGCCUGCAUCACACAGGACUCCCCUCUAAAAGCGGUGCAAAUGCUGUGGGUGAAUCUGAUCAUGGACACCUUUGCCUCUCUGGCACUGGCCACCGAGCCACCCACCGAGUCCCUGCUGCUGCGCAAACCCUACGGCCGCAACAACCCUCUUAUCUCCCUCACCAUGAUGAAGAACAUCCUGGGUCAUGGCAUUUACCAGCUCAUCAUCAUCUUCACCCUGCUAUUCGUAGGGGAGAAGUUCUUCGAUAUUGACAGCGGGCGUAAUGCACCCUUGCACUCCCCCCCCUCUGAGCACUACACCAUUAUCUUCAACACGUUCGUGCUCAUGCAGCUCUUCAACGAGAUCAACGCCCGCAAGAUCCACGGCGAGAGAAAUGUUUUCGAUGGAAUCUUUGCCAACCCCAUUUUCUGCAGUAUUGUUUUGGGGACAUUCGCAGUGCAGAUUGUGAUUGUGCAGUUUGGGGGAAAGCCUUUCAGCUGCACCCCCCUCAGCGUGGAGCAGUGGCUCUGGUGUUUGUUUGUUGGGGUGGGGGAGCUGCUGUGGGGACAGGUGAUCGCCACAGUGCCUACCAGCCACCUGAAAUGCCUGAAGGAGGCAGGCCAUGGGCCAGGCACGGAUGUGAUGACAGAUGAUGACCUGGCUGAGGACGAGGAGGAGAUCGACCAUGCAGAGCGGGAGCUUCGCCGGGGACAGAUCCUCUGGUUCCGGGGCCUCAACCGCAUCCAGACUCAGAUGGAGGUAGUGAGUACCUUCAAGAGAAGUGGUUCGUUUCAGGGUGCAGUGCGGCGGCGCUCCUCACUUCUGAGCCAGCUCCAUGAUGUAACCAAUAUUUCCACCCCCACUCACGUAGUUCUCUCCACUGCCAAUGCAACCGGGGCUCCCGGGAGUGAGUGUUCGCUUUCCUUCAACUGCACACAUACAGAACACUACACACAACAUACGCGUGUGUGAACCGCAAGCAUCACCAUACAGACACGCACACAAGCCUCCCCUGCCUGCACUUUGACUAAUCAGGGAAAUGAGAAGUCUUUGAGGGUUGGGAUGAUGGGAUGGGGGGUGUUAACACAGAAGGCACAGGGAGUACCAGUGUCCUUUUUUAAUUUUCGUUUGUGUUCCCCUUGUUCAUUUUGGCAGUUAUUUGUGCAUUCCUCUGAUCCUCGUUAGUGUGUCGGCUCAUUUGGUUGUUUAUUGUUUUCCUUUCACUUCCUUCUGCCUCUCAGUCUCUCCGUUUGGUCCUCUUUGGCGAUUUUCUGUGUUCUGUUUUUGUCUUGAGCUGUCUGGAGCAGACGAUCCAUACUCUCUCUGCGUUUCUCUGAUUAGUCAUAUGAAAAUCAGAGACUAAAAGUUAUAGGAAACCUGAGAUCCUGCUAUUUUAAAAAACUAUGGUUCAUACAGUACUUAAAGCCUGCUUUUACGAUUGGGUUUCCCCAUGGUAUUAGAGUCUUGUGGAGAGCGGAGGAACUGUCUCCAUCUCCUUUGUUUAAUCUAUAAUAACCUACAAUGGUCUGCAAGCUGCAAAGUUUACUCUCAGAUAGAAUUGUGUGUUUAGUUUGCUGAGAGCUGUGGAUAUUUACAAAUUCAUACUCAAAGUGAGGUUACAACGGGACUCAGCACAGUUGCCUCUCCCUGUAGAGAACAUAUUUGCCCAAGCAGGAGUUAAACAUCUCACAUGGAUAACAGGCCUCACUGUGAAAAAUUAUGCAGACUAACAAACCUCUCCUACACAGUUAGUAGAACUUUAGUGUCACUUUUCCCUUUCAAAUCAUCUCCCAGGCUGGUAUGUAAGGUGAGAGGAGGUGGAUGUUUUUGGUGCCUCCAUUCUUGAAGAAACUUGCAUAUACACCCAUCCAACUCAUUAAUGGGUAUAGCUAAGUAUAUGUACAAUUAUCUUGUUUCUGUAGCACA